Messenger RNA from Schistocerca serialis cubense, 2176 nucleotides. Its product is annotated as facilitated trehalose transporter Tret1-2 homolog. NCBI's taxonomy places the organism in Eukaryota, Metazoa, Arthropoda, Insecta, Orthoptera, Acrididae. Gene Ontology annotation, biological process: transmembrane transport. The transcript is spliced from 8 exons. Gene Ontology annotation, molecular function: transmembrane transporter activity. Bases 223 to 1797 code for a protein of 524 amino acids. Gene Ontology annotation, cellular component: membrane. The record is from RefSeq and is a predicted model, not a curated record.
CGAACGGCCAGUCCAGUCUACUCCAGUCUGUGGCUGACAGCGGCCAUCGUCACUUCCGUCUCGCUAGCAGAGUUUAAUGGGAUAUUACAUAUAGAAUAAGAGUCAACAAACGUAAGAAAAGUGCGAAUGAUGAACGCAAUCUGACAUGGAUGGAAUGAGCACUGGGGAAGGUGUUAUGCGAUUAAAAACCGAGAUUUAAAUCACAAGUGACGAGGAAGCAAGAUGGCCACUCAGGAUAUCAGCGCAGAAACAGUAACAGAAGAGCGGCAGCCGCUGCGCUAUUCAAAUUUCGAGAGGUCUUCCACAUUCAGGAGGUGGCCGCAGUAUAUUGCAGUUUUUUUCGCCACCCUGGGCGGGGCGACGGCCGGCCUGGUGGGCGGCUGGACGAGCAACGCGGCACCGGCGCUGCGGCUGCGCGGCCUGUCGGAGCCCUCGCUGGCGUGGGUGGGCGCGCUGCCCGCCGCCGGCGCGCUGCUGGGGGCUCUGCCCGCGGGGCUGCUGGCCGCCAGCCUGGGCCGCCGCCGCCUGCUCGCCGCUGCCGCCGUGCCCAGUGCCGCCGCCUGGCUCGCCGUCUACUUCGCCAUCGGCGACAUCGACUCGCUGGAGGGAUCGUUAGCAGACAGCGGUAUGUACUCGACCAAACUGUGGAUUCUGCUGAGCGGGCGAGUCCUGCUAGGUGUCGCUAUGGGCGUCGCCACGGUGGUGGCACCUCUGUACUCUGAGGAAAGCUGUGACGUGGCCAUCCGCGGCCGCCUGGGGGUGGCGCAGAACCUGCAGAUCGACGCGGGCAUCCUGCUGGCCUACACGCUGGGCGCUGCGGGGGCGUCGCUGGAGACACAGACCCUGGUGCCGGUGGCCGUGCCGCUGGUGCAGUUGGUAGCCCUGCUGUGGAUCCCCGAGAGCCCAGCCCACCUGGCCGCAGCGCCGGAGGCCGAGGCGAUGCGCCGGGCGCCCAAGGCGGCGCGAUGGCUGCGGCUGGAGCUGGACCCUCUGGAGCGGCGGAGGCGGGAGGCUGAUGCGAGGGGCGGCAAGGAGACGCCUCCACUCAGGGUCAGGUGUCGGGCGCUGCUGAUAGUCGUGGGACUGAUGACGUUGCGACAGUUUCUAGGCAUCAACGCGUUCAUCUACUACACAGUCGACAUCUUCCAACAAGCUGGCAGCUCACUAUCGCCAGAGAUGGCGACCUUGGUGGUUGGAAUCGUUCAGCUGGCGGCGACGGCGCUGUCCGGGGCGGUGGUGGAGCGCGCGGGCCGGCGGCCGCUGCUGCUGGCGUCCGGCGCCACGGCGGCGCUGAGCCACGCGGCGCUCGCGCUCUCCGCGUCGCCGUGGGCGGCGGGCGCCGCCUGGCUGCCGCUGCUCGCCAUCAACGUCUUCUUCGUCGCCUUCGCGGCCGGCUUCGGCUCGCUGCCCUGGUUCAUCACGGCCGAGGUGGUGCCCACGCCGGACGCCGCCUGGAUGAGCGGGCUGGCCGUCGCGUCCAACUGGUUGCUCAUCUUCACCGUCACCAAGGUGUUCCCGGAGAGCGUGGCAAAGCUGGGCCGCCAGAUGACGUUCGCGCUACUCGGCGUGCUGAGCACGGUGACGACGCUCUUCGCGCUGCUGUUCGUCCCCGAGACGCGGGGGAAGCCCCGGGACGCCAUCCAGAGGGAGCUGCUGGAGGAGAGCGUGUUCGUGCUGCCCUGCUGCGCGCGCAGCCGCCAGCGCGUCAAGCCGACCGAGCGCGCAGGCGCCGGCGCCGGCGAGCAGCAGCCGCUGGCCGACUACGGCGCCUCUGCCGCUCCUCCUCGGUACUCGUAGGAGCGAAACGAAGAGGACUUCACACAGUGCCCUGUUCACAGUUGUACUAUCGUGCUCUUUUCUAGUUGGUACCAUAAUCAGCCUGUAAGAUACGCCGUACUGACCACUGCUAAACAACAUUAUUCUUGCCGCAUCUCAGGGACAAGAGGCAGACUUGGGAGUUUCAGACGCAGAUGGCUAACAGGUCGCUGUGUUUCUUCGGGUUAUCACUUAAAGGCAAUAUUUUUUCCUGUGUACUUGUGUAAAAGACUAUUGUUACAUACAGUGUGUGUGGACGAAGAACGUGAUGUCAGUAAAAGUUCGAUCGUCAGUAAAUUACGCCAUGUCAGCUCCCCUUUCCCUAAUUUCAUACAAAGAAUACAUACUGAAUGUCGCCGAA